This is a messenger RNA of Penicillium brevicompactum, 321 nucleotides long. RefSeq lists its product as uncharacterized. NCBI's taxonomy places the organism in Eukaryota, Fungi, Ascomycota, Eurotiomycetes, Eurotiales, Aspergillaceae. The record is from RefSeq and is a predicted model, not a curated record. The transcript is spliced from 2 exons. Bases 1 to 321 code for a protein of 106 amino acids.
AUGCCUACAACUUUAGAGGAGCCGUCUGCCUGCCAGGAGGACAUGGCCAGGUUCACCAAAAGCUCUGUCUUGGGUGCAACGUUUGAAAUUACAGAGAGUAUAACCUUCUUGUGGCUUGGUUUAAUGAUAUGUUCACAAACCAGCUCUGCACGAGAUCAGUUUACCAAUCAGACUGUCGCGAUAAAAAAGUUGGUGAAACCCUUCGAAAGACAAAAUAUUGCCAAGCGUACCUUAGUUGAGGUCAAACUUUGGAAACAGCUUCGACAUGAAAAUGUUUGUGAAUCAGUUACUUUACUUACCUCGAUGGGGUUAACAGCCUAA